AUGCGACUGCAUCGGGCGCCCCUCUUGCUCCUGGGGGCCGUGCUGGGGUCCUUGGUGCCCGGGAGCCGCUGCGGCUCCUCCAAACACUCCCUGUGCUAUUCCUAUCUGAAGGUGUCAGAACCCAGCCAGGGGCUGCCCCAGUUCCUCUCCAUGGUCCACCUGGAUGACCAGCCCAUCGCUCGCUUUGACAACCACACCAGGAAGAUGAAACCUCUGGUGCCCUGGAUGGAGAUGGAGGAGACAAAGAUCUUUGUGGCCCCUGAAUGGAUGUUCAGGGCUGACCUGGAGACAUUAUCAAACUUCAACCACCAGACUAGAGGGCCUCACAUCUGGCAGGCGAUUUUGGGCUGUGAGCUCUGGGAAGACGGGAGCAAAGGAGGGUUUUUGCACUAUGGCUACGACGGGAUGGACUUCAUCAGCUUCGACAAGGAGACCCUCAGAUGGGUGGCAGCUCAGCCCCAAGCCGAGAAGGUCAAGGAGAAAUGGGAGGAUCUUCCAAGAUGGUCCCUGAGAAACAAAUUCUUCCUGGAGGAGACCUGCAUUGAGUGGCUGCAGAGAAAGCUGUACUACAGGAAUGAGACUCUGCAGAGGAUAGAGCCCCCAGUGGGGAAGGUGACUCGUAAGGUGGUUGAUGACCGCCUGGAGGUCCUCAUCUGCCAGGCCUUUGGCUUCUACCCCAAGGAGAUCCAGGCCACCUGGACCAGGGACGGAGAGGUCUGUGACUACGAGACCCUCCCUAGGAAUGUGGCCCCCAACUCGGACGGGACCUAUUAUGUCUGGCUCAGCAUUGAUAUUGACCCCAAGGAGAGGGACCGUUUUUGGUGUCGCCUGGAGCACCAGGGCUUGCAGGGGCCCCUGGUCUUAACCUUGGAGGAGGAAUCAG
Molecule: messenger RNA, 883 nt
Organism: Protobothrops mucrosquamatus (brown spotted pit viper)
Lineage: Eukaryota; Metazoa; Chordata; Lepidosauria; Squamata; Viperidae
Product: major histocompatibility complex class I-related gene protein-like
Exons: 4
Biological process (GO): immune response
Cellular component (GO): external side of plasma membrane
Source: RefSeq, a predicted model, not a curated record